This is a messenger RNA of Haliotis rufescens (red abalone), 5630 nucleotides long. Its product is annotated as post-GPI attachment to proteins factor 6-like. The record is from RefSeq and is a predicted model, not a curated record. Bases 112 to 2520 code for a protein of 802 amino acids. NCBI's taxonomy places the organism in Eukaryota, Metazoa, Mollusca, Gastropoda, Lepetellida, Haliotidae. Gene Ontology annotation, cellular component: plasma membrane. The transcript has 12 exons.
UCUAUCCGGGAGGAAACGAAGAUGACACGCGCUGGAAAGGAGCUUGUCCCCGGAAGUUUAUGUGUGACGUCACAUGUUAGACUGUAAGACAAGAUGAAGAAAUGAGAAAAUAUGGGCUUUAAUCAUGACGAUCAGGAUGGAAGCAGACAGCUGAAAUGCACCAGAUUGAGUGUUCUGAUUGUCGUCGUGCUUCUUGUCCUGUGUGAAGCGGUGACUCUUGGAAAUGGUUAUUAUAUAGCAGAGGUUCAAUGGACGGUGGGGGCACCUGUCACUCAAUACUCCUCCUACAAGGACGUGUCACUGGUCACUAUCACAAUUCCUCUACAUACGGAGCAGGUUUUCUGGACAUUCAGAGCAUUUGCUUCGGAUGACAAAUGUGCUGUCAGGAAGGUUAAGGUUUUCCUUCAGCGGGGCAGGUAUCCAGUGAUCAGUCCCAAUAAUGAGACGUUCCCGGACUAUUUCCAUCUGCACCAGAGACAGCAGAAGGAGUAUGUAGUGCCCUCGUCUAACGCGUCCGUUGAAGCCACGCUCCCCUCCCCCCUUUCUGGGAAGUGGUAUGCUGCAGCCAUCAUGAAUCAUUACAGCUCUGACGACAUCAGACAGAGGGGUUUAACCAAAGACUGUACCUACAGCCUGUCUGUGAUCACUGUGACGAAGGUGGUCGAAGAUGUCUGGGACCUUUCCAUGGAUAAAAGUCACAAAAUUCACCUCAGCCAUGAUCGAGAGAGACUUUACAUGUUCAGAGCGCCGGACUUCACAGUGCUGUAUGAUAUACAGAUCAGUGGUUGCGAGACGACGCAGGGCAACACCACUCAGGCCAUCUCACCAUGCCCCAUCAGCUUCGUGCUCUCCAACGAGGUGGUUCCCUCCAACACCUCCGUCACUGUCAACUGCAGCGUCAGCAACAGCUCGUGCAUCUACCCCAUGACAUCACCUCCCAUUCUGGAGCCCACUUACAUCAAGUUCAUUCGGAACCCAGCAUUGCCUGAAGUGAAGACUUUGUCAUUUAUUCUUCAUUUUAUGACUUAUGAAUGCGACAAGCCCACCAUACUCGUAGACAUGGGCGUGAAGAACACCACAGAUGGCAUAGUGAGAUACUCACCCUACAGGCAAGAACGUCCAACAAGGAAAGCAAAAUGUGUAACGUCUAAUUCUUUAGGCCGAUAUAAGAUUGCACCGAUAGACUUCUCAGGAGUGUUUGUGAUCCACAACUAUGGGGAGCUGCCUAUCCCACAGAACCAGAUUCUCUUAUCAAGCCAGUGGUCGUUCUCCACCAGCUUCAACCUGGACGAAGUGGAAGACACAGGCGGCACGCUCAAGAUCAGCCUGGCUGUCCUCGAGGAUCGCGCACACCUGAUUGAAGGCUACAGGAUCUGGCUGUGCUUGAUGAAGGGGCGUGUCCCCUACAAGGAGACGCUUCUGGGGUGUCCAGAUGGUGCUCUGAUGACUGUCAACACAACAUCGGAGGAGAACUCAUCUGCCAUGCUGUACAUUCCCUACCCAGAGGCUGGGCAGUGGUACCUCUCCUUACAGACUGCCUGCUACAAUCUCUCACAUCCACACAAGCCCCAGGGGGGAUGUUACAGUGCCCCGCUGGUAGAGUUCAUGGUGAGUUUGUCCCCGUGUAUUGAGGAGCGCUGCGGCCGAUACGGCAAAUGCAAGGAAUACAUCAGCGGUGUCCACAUCUUCAGCUCCUGUGAAUGCUAUGCAGGUUGGCGGGGGUAUGGCUGCACAGAUGGAAGUCAUGCAAACUCGGACACAACAGAGUUGGCCAUGACUUUGCUGUUGUCUCUCAGCAACCUCUUCUUCAUCCCUGGCAUCAUCGUGGCUCUUCAUCGACGCUACUUUGUGGAAGCGUUGGUCUACUUAUUCAACAUGUUUUUUUCAACAUUCUACCACGCCUGUGACAGCAGCAAGAUCUACAUCCUGUGCAUCAUGAAGUAUGACACCCUCAGCUACGCUGACUUCAUGGGCUCCAUCAUGUCCUUCUGGAUGACGCUGAUGGCGAUGUCGCGCCUGCAUCCACAGCUACGCUCGCUGCUGCACAUGCUGGGAGUGCUCUGCAUCUCUGUAAUGAUGGACUUCGACAGACACGGCCUGUGGGAGUCCGUCCUGCCCAUUGGUGGGGGCAUUUUGAUACUACUUAUUUCAUGGGCCAGAGUCUGGUUCAAGCGUCGAACCUGUUUUCCGUCCAAAUGGCGGUACAUCAAGUUCCUUCUCCCAGGGUUCCUGUUAGCUGGCGCUGGGCUGGUGGUGUUUUCCUUCUUUGAGACCCAGGAGAACUAUAUGUACACACACAGCGUGUGGCACAUGCUGAUGUCUCUCUCCAUCCUCUUCCUGCUGCCGCCGCGGAGACCCGUGUCGAAAGAAUAUGAGUCCUUCAGUCUCGACGAUGGAUUGGGACAAAUAGUGAGUCGAGAAUUGUCUGCCAAUAUGGCCGAUCCAGGAGCAAUCAACACAAGAGAAUCUCCACAACACCUGGCAAGCAGAAGCGGGUCUCUAGACCAUCUUGUCCUGUAGGUAGUCACUGAAGGGGGUGACUAGCUACAAGGGAGUCUUUAGACUAGAAAGGGUAUGAUAGCUGGAGGGGUUGGGCAGUCUAGAGGGGGAUGGAGUAGCUGGAGGGGUGAAGUUACUAGAAGGGGUAGGGUAGCCAUAGGGGUCGGGGUAGGUGGAGCCAUGGUUGGUGGGAUGGGUGUCCUGGAGAGGUGGGGUGGGGUAGCUGCAGGGGUGUUGCCAAGCUCAUGCUUAGGUGGUGGGGUUAGAGGUCGGAUGGGUUACUAGAGGUGGAUGGGGUAGCCGGAGGGGGUGUGGUUUCUAUAAGGUGUGCGUAACUAGGGAUGGUCGGGUUACUAGAAGCAGUAGGGUAGCCGGAGGGGCUGGAGUUACUAGAAGAGGUGAUUCUCCACAUAGAAAGCGCAGUUGAACCAAUUCUUGUCAUCCACUAGCUCACUGACAAGUAUACACAUAUAUUCUUAACUGCAGAGGGGAUAUUAGUAGGAUCCUUGAUACUGAUGCUGCAUAUGUUUAAUCUCAGGUAUCUAAAGGGGCUCUCACACUUUGCCGAGUUAGGUCCUGAGUAUGGACUCGAGCUGACUCGGGGGUACUCGUAUGGAGCUGGUAGUGAGGUCAUACUAAACUCGGGGUAACUCAGGAUACCUCACACUGAUCUACAAGAGCUUUGGAACUGCUCAAAACAGUCCGGCCGCCAGAAACUCUAUUGGACUCCUAUUGGACUCCUAUGGGGCUCGUAACACACUCGUAGCGUACUCGUAUGAUACUCAUAUAUGUAAAGUCUCUUCCUGAGUCCUAACCGAGUUAGGCUCAAGAGAGCUCGGCAACCACCUCGGCAAAGUAUGAGAGCUGCUUAAGUGUUGAUAAAGCUUUCACUAUGAGACGAGUAAUUGAAAGAAAGCUUAUUAACCUUAUAUACAAUCUUGGUAGUACUAACAUAUCAGCCACAGCUCCUCGCCUAUAGCCUGAUCUUAACUGGGUGUAUCAAUCCUGAUGCAACAGAUGUUGAACCUCCUGUAUCUGAGUGCUAUAAAUGGAGUAAUACAAACAUAUCAGCUAGAGGUUCACAUCACUUAACAGUCUCACAAUUUGUACAAAACAUUUAUGCUAACAUUCAUGAUGCCAAAAUGAAUCUUUUUCCUAUUAUCAACCUGUUAGGUAGUAAAUUGUAUUGACAAGCCUCUGUUUGGGGUAGGGCCUCCGUGGUGUAGUGUCUGCCUGGAGAGUGGAAAGUCGGUGUUUGAUCUCCUGGCCGCCUCCAUGGUGUAGUGGAAAGAGGGUCUGUCUGGAGAGCAGAGGGUCGGUGGUUUGAUCUCCUGGCCACCUCCAUGGUGUAGUGGAAAGAGGGUCUGCCUGGAGAGUGGAAAGUCGGUGUUUGAUCUCCUGGCCAUCUCCAUGGUGUAAUGGAUAGAGCGUCUGCCUGGAGAGCAGGUCGGUGGUUUGAUCUCCUAGCCAUCUCCAUGGUGUAGUGGAUAGAGCGUCUGCCUGGAGAGCAGGUCGGUGGUUUGAUCUCCUGGCCACCUCCAUGGUGUACUGGAUAGAGCGUCUGCCUGGAGAGCAGAAGGUCGGUGGUUUGAUCUCCUGGCCACCUCCAUGGUGUAAUGGAUAGAGCGUCUGCCUGGAGAGCAAAGGAUCAGUGGUUUGAUCACCUGGCCGCCUCCAUGGUGUAGUGGAUAGAGCGUCUGCCUGGAGAGCAGAAGGUCGGUGGUUUGAUCUCCUGGCCACCUCCAUGGUUUAGUGGAUAGAGGGUCUGUCUGGAGAGUGGAAAGUCGGUGUUUGAUCUCCUGGCCAUCUCCAUGGUGUACUGGAUAGAGCGUCUGCCUGGAGAGCAGGUCGGUGGUUUGAUCUCCUAGCCAUCUCCAUGGUGUAGUGGAUAGAGCGUCUGCCUGGAGAGCAGGUCGGUGGUUUGAUCUCCUGGCCACCUCCAUUGUGUUGUGGAUAGAACGUCUGCCUGGAGAGCAAAGGAUCAGUGGUUUGAUCACCUGGCCGCCUCCAUGGUGUAGUGGAUAGAGGGUCUGUCUGGAGAGCCGGUCGGUGGUUUGAUCUCCUGGCCAUCUCCAUGGUGUAGUGGAUAGAGCGUCUGCCUGGAGAGCCGGUCGGUGGUUUGAUCUCCUGGCCAUCUCCAUGGUGUACUGGAUAGAGCGUCUGCCUGGAGAGCAGGUCGGUGGUUUGAUGUCCUGGCCAUCUCCAUGGUGUAGUGGAUAGAGCGUCUGCCUGGAGAGUGGAAAGUCAGUUUUUGAUCGCCUGGCCACCUCCAUGGUGUAGUGGAUAGAGGGUCUGCCUGGAGAGCAGAAGGUCGGUGGUUUGAUCUCCUGGCCACCUCCAUGGUGUACUGGAUAGAGGGUCUGCCUGGAGAGCAGGUCGGUGGUUCAAUCACCUGACUGCCUCUGUGGUGUUGUGGAUAGGUUGGUGGUUCUAUCCCCUGGGUUGCGUCAUAACAAAAGACAAGGAAAGAUGGUACUUGUUGUUUCCCUGCCUGGCACUCUGCAUAAGGGGGAUAAACAAGGACUGGUCGGUUCAUAGUCAGCAUACCGUGUCUGAGUGAAAUUACUGCAUGGUAUCUCAGUGGGCUAACACUGUAAAACCAGCAUGAGUUUGAACCAAUAUAAGCAGCCAUGCACACACACACACACACACACACACACACACACACACACACACCACACACCACACACCACAUACACACACACACCACAAACACACAUGCAUGCACGUCGCAAUUUAAGCGCAAUAAUCUUGAACGCGACAUUAAACCCCAUUUCACUUUACCUCUGUGUAUACGUAUUUGACAUAUCAGACAUAUUGAUACAAUAAAAUUGUAUGUUUUCACUUUCAUCACUCACAGACAGCAUUAAGAUAUUGUGAGUAAACCGCUAGAGUUAUUUUCUUUGAGACAGUGGUUGGCUGAGAGCCAUAGCUUGAGAUGUGUUUGUGAAUCGUGUUUCUGCUUGUACUUGAAAAGUACCUUUUUGUACCUUCCUGCUCCUGUUCAUGCAGGUUUUUCAUUAACAUAAUCAAGCGUUCAAAUGUGUAAAUAAUUUUGACUAACUUAAAAAACAAUUUACUGUCAUCAGCGGUAGAAACUAACAGUUUUCGUCCACUAGUCCAUAUAAUGA